AUGGGAUCGACGCGUUCAACGGGCGCACACUUUUCUUCAGUGUUAGCCCCAUCGCAGGAGAUCAUCAGAUCGCAGCCCCGUCUGCAACCCUCACCGCUACCACUCCAACCCAUUGAGAACUUGUCUUUCCCUCCCGGCCCGCACAGGCCAUCGCCGACAAAAGGCCUGCACAAGGGCUCACAUCCGGGUGGAAAACUCGGUUUCGUUCCAAUCUCUGCCCCAGUGCCUCCCAUGUUCACCACCGACUCCCCGGCCAAGAAAGCGCCCUUCCCCAUCUACUCUCAACCCAUGCCACACUCUGCUCUUUUCACCACCUUCCCCAGCGUCAACGAAAAAGAAAAUUACACCGAAGAACCCUCCAAUGACAGUUUCGCCGACUUCCCAGAGCCGUCAUAUGAUACCAAACUUCCGAUGAAGCGCACACUCAUGGAAGCGGCGCCACUCAGGGAGCGCCCAAACAAAAAACAAAGACGCGACGAUGCGCCGGCCGCGUACCUCCCAGAACCGCAUGAGAUGCCCCAGGUCGAAGAUGAUGGCUCCAAGCCUCCCUACAGCUACGCCACUUUGAUCGGCAUGUCGAUUCUGCGCGCCAAUAAUCGGCGAUUGACUCUUGCGCAAAUCUACAAGUGGAUAUCUGACACCUUCUCCUACUACAAGAACAGCGAUGCAGGAUGGCAGAAUAGUAUUCGCCACAACCUCAGUCUCAACAAAGCGUUCAUCAAGCAGGAGCGCCCCAAGGAUGAUCCUGGCAAGGGGAACUACUGGGCCAUCGAACCCGGAAUGGAGGGUCAGUUCCUCAAGGAUAAGCAAGUGCGCCGCGCGACCAUGUCAAGCCUCCCACUUCCAGCUGCUCCGCAGAGGGACCUGGCUCCAUCGCAAAGCGCCAACACGACCACCUGGAUGGUGCCGCCUGCGCCCGCUCCUCGCGCGCAUGUCCAUCACGUGACCGCUCCAAGGCCACCCCCGAACGAUAUGUCUUCCGAUGCCACCUUGCCUGCCUCCGACCCUGCGCUUCAAGAUGACGCCGAAGAUGUGAAUACGGUACCCGCUGCACGCGCAGUGCCUCGCUCCUCGCCACCUCCAAACAUUCGAUCAUCACCGCCAAUCGCUCCUCCUCGCUUUGCCCGACAGGGUACUCCACCAACACCUACUCAGACUGGUCCAACGCCGGCACCUCGACCGCGCAAGCGCAAGUCAAUCACCCUCAAUGACAGUGGCUACUUCUCAUCGCUAGAGUCAUCUGCUUUACGGCCAAACAAGGCGGGUCAUAUACUGACAUCUGAUCUUGACAUUGAGCCGCCCCGCAUCAAGCGUGGUCGAGCAGAGGAAGAGAUUGCGCGUAUGCGCAGCUCAUCACACGACACCAGCCCUGGCCAGCCUGCAGCGCGCAAGAAUCCCAACCCGGCUGUUGGCUCGUCUCCCUUCCGCAGCCAGUAUAUCAGCAUGCAGCCUCCCCCGUUGACGCCAAUCAUCAAAUUUAAGAAGCCCGCAAAGCCACCUCCAUCAGUCUCCCCAAACACGAACCUUCGCAACCACCGACGAAAGAUUCAGCAAAUGGUCAACUCACCCAUCAAGCACUUGGGUCUUGCGGAAGACGCUCUGCCCUGGAGUCCUGCCUUCAACUUACAAGAUGAAUCAUACACCCCUCAUGAUCACUUCAACACCACCUUCGAUGUCUUUGCGGACCCAGGAUCAUCACAUGUCUCCUAUGGGUCACCAGAGAAGCGUUCAGCAAAACGCCCACGCACGGAUAGCAGCAACACCGCGCUUACCGACAUCACUUCUGUGAACAUCAACAGCCGACUGGGCUUACCUCCAAUGUCUAGAUCAAAGUCCUUGUUCCCCGAGUCCCCGUCCAAAGUCCCGGACUCUCACCGUUUCGGCGACGCCAGCCAGGAAGAUUUCUUCUCCUUCCACCUCUUCGAUGAGAGCAACGAUAGCUCGAAUGAGGUUGAUGGCAUCGACCUCUUACAAGGCUUCCAGAAGAUUGGAGGCGCGAGUAAAGAUGACUCGCUGAAGCCCAAGACGCUUCACCCGCGACCCCAAAUGGGCCGCAGCAGCACAACCCUGUUUUAA
Messenger RNA from Penicillium salamii, 2076 nucleotides. Lineage: Eukaryota; Fungi; Ascomycota; Eurotiomycetes; Eurotiales; Aspergillaceae. The record is from the annotation of a GenBank genome assembly.